Phaeoacremonium minimum UCRPA7 is the source of this 1773-nucleotide messenger RNA. RefSeq names its product putative kh domain-containing protein. The record is from RefSeq and is a predicted model, not a curated record. Gene Ontology annotation, biological process: regulation of gene expression. Gene Ontology annotation, cellular component: cytoplasm; nucleus. NCBI's taxonomy places the organism in Eukaryota, Fungi, Ascomycota, Sordariomycetes, Togniniales, Togniniaceae. Gene Ontology annotation, molecular function: mRNA binding. The coding region runs from base 1 to 1773 and encodes 590 amino acids. The transcript has 4 exons.
AUGGCGAAUACAAGCCCUGAUCUAAAUUCCAUCCUGGCUGCUCUAGCUAACCCGCCACCAGCGUCCCAGUCGCAGCGACCAGCAACAUCGACCCCGACCCAAGGCCAGCCUGGUCUUCCUGCGCCAUCGUAUCAUCCUCCUCCCCAAGGCGGCUAUCCAGGCGCUCCGCCGCCGUCAGCAUACCAGCCUCCCAGCGGCUAUCCCUACCCCCAGCCGUCGUCAAGCGGUAACCUCGACCUCAGUGCCAUCAAACCUGUCACCUCCGGCACAGUCAGCAUCGAGGACGCGAUCGCGAAAGCCAAGGCCAUUGCCGCGGGCCAGGGUGUUGCGCCAUAUGAGCGACCACCCGUCUACGCCUCUGCCGACUCGCGCGGCGAUGGACGAGCAUACAGAUCAUCUCGCUCACGAUCUCCAACUCGUCGUGAUGCCUUCCGUGAUAACUUCAACCCCUACAGAGAUGAGCGCCGCGAGGAUCGUGGCGGCUCAGGUCGUGACUAUGGUGGUCGUGAUCGGUCUUACUCUCCUGGCCCAAGAGGACGUCAGGGCGGCACAUUCUCACCUCGUGGUGCAAAUGGUGGCGCCCGGGACCGUUCCCCAAGAGGAGGCGAUGAUAACUCAGAAACCAUUCAGAUCGAGUCCAGUCUGGUCGGACUGAUCAUCGGACGACAGGGAGAGAAUCUACGACGAGUUGAAGGCGACAGCCAUUGCCGAGUACAAUUCUUACCAGCUACCAAUCCCGAUGAUCAGUUUCGACAGUGCAAGAUUACUGGCCCUCGCGCUAGAAGAGCGGAGGCCAAGGCUGCCAUCAACCGGAUCAUUGAAGACAGUGGCAUGGGUGCUAUCGCACGGGCUGGUCUCGAUCGGGGCGGCAACCGCGACUCAAAUCGAGGAGGUCCUUCAGCUGCAGCUGCCGCCGCCGCCGCGGCAGCGGCGGCAGCACAGGCGCCCCUCAAAGAUGGCGAAGAUUGCAUGCAAAUCAUGGUUCCUGAUCGGACUGUUGGCUUGAUUAUUGGCCGUGGAGGAGAGACUAUUCGAGACUUGCAAGAACGAAGUGGUUGCCACAUUAACAUCGUCGGCGAGUCUAAGAGUGUCAAUGGUCUUCGUCCCGUCAACCUCAUUGGACCUCAUGCUGCUGCUGUCCAUGCAAAGGACCUUAUCAUGGAGAUUGUGGACAGCGACAGCAGAGGUGGCGGCAAUAACCAGCAGCAACAACAACCCCAACAACAGCAAUCGAGGAACAACCGCGAUGCUGGACACGGCGGCGGUGCUGACAAGAUCAACGACUCAAUUUACGUUCCUUCAGAAGCCGUUGGUAUGAUCAUCGGCAAAGGUGGCGAGACAAUCCGGGAGAUGCAAAACACUACGGGUUGCAAGAUUAACGUCUCACAAUCUUCUGGCCCGGGAGAGGUUGAACGAGAAAUUGGUCUGAUUGGGAGUCUUGAUGCAAUUAAUCGCGCCAAGCAAGCUAUUGAAGACAAAGUCGAGGCAGUUCGACAAAAGAACAUGGGCGGUGGAGGUGGCGGCGGCGGCCGAGGAGGUGGCCGUGGCCAACAUCGCGAUUAUGACAAUCCUGGCUAUGGCCAGCCAUCUAACAACAACAGUGCAGCGAUGAACAACGCUCCUGCAGUUCCAGCACCUGCAGGUGGUAACGGACAAGCUGAUCCGUAUGCAGCCUAUGGUGGUUACAACGCCUACCUUGCCCUCUGGUAUCAGGCUUUGGCAGCGCAGCAAGCCGGCGGCGGUGAUGCUGCAAAGCCGCCUGGAACCUCGUAG